AUGGCCAUGAAUGUUUAUGCAACACUUGUUAUGGCAUCAUUGGCCUUGACAAUUGCAAUAGGCGUCGUGAAAGUGGAGGCAACAACAACCGACCUAAUGUUUAACGCGGCUAGAUGGGGUUUGACUAGUCUAUCGAGAGUUGGGACAAAUGAUUUGAUAAAAGAAAUGAUGCAUGAUAACGAGGAAUCCAUAAUUGAUAUUGGAUCAGCAACGCGUUCAGAACCUAUUGAGAUGAAUAUUGUAAGUGGGCGUAUAAGGUACAUAAGCUAUAAGUUAAUGGCAAAGGAUAAAGUUCCAUGCCCUUUUACAGGCCAAUCCUACUAUGGUUGCGAUAGGAGGACUCGGAGUCACGUCAAUCCUUACCAUAGGCCUUGCAUUCACGUCACCAAUUGUGCUAGAUACCCUAAAUAA
This is a messenger RNA of Impatiens glandulifera, 411 nucleotides long. Its product is annotated as protein RALF-like 4. The coding region runs from base 1 to 411 and encodes 136 amino acids. The record is from RefSeq and is a predicted model, not a curated record. Lineage: Eukaryota; Viridiplantae; Streptophyta; Magnoliopsida; Ericales; Balsaminaceae. The transcript has a single exon.